CGAGGCUCUGCAAACCGAAGGCUUGCAGGCAGUGCCAUCGGCCGCACCGAUGGAGCUUGAGUCAGAGGCCUGGCGCGCGGCGGUGCGAGAGGAGGUGCGUGAGGCUCUCAAGGAGGAGCUGCGGGAGCAGCUGGCGGCUUUGUCCGUGCCGCUCCCGGCGACCGUGUCCCCGCCGCUGCGGGAGCUCCUGCGCAGCGGCACGAUGGGCACGAUGGGCACGGCGCCCAACACGCCGGGGAUCGGCGCCCCGCUGCACCGGGGCUGGACACGCGAGAUUUCUGAGGAGUCGGACGACCUCUUCGAGUGGAAGCGACACCCCCGGAAGCUUCGGACCAACUCACACUCCCCGAAGCGUCGGAAGGGGUCCAAGGCGCCCCACGCCCCACGGAUGCCGGAGGCGGAGAAGCUGAUCCGGAGCUCCCGGCGCUUCGCACAGAUGUCAAACCCCCUGCUGCUGGCAGAGCCGGCGGAGGAGGGGUGGCUGGCCUCCAUUGUGGAGUCCCCGGAGUUCUCGGGCAUCGUGGGGGCUGCGAUCUUGUGCAACGCCUGCACCAUCGGCCUCCAGACGGAGUAUGCGGCACAAGGUUGGCACAGCCAGGUGCCACCUGCCUUCAUCAUCAGCGAGAUGGUCUUCACCGUGAUCUUCCUGGUUGAGCUGCUUCUGCGGCUCUGCGUCUACGGCCGGACCUUCUUCCGCGGCCCGGAAAGGGGCUGGAACAUCUUCGACAUGGUGCUGAUCAGCGCGCAGGUGGUGGAUCAGGUGAUAUCGACGACGGUGAUCAUCCAGGCUGGGGGAUUUGACGGCCUGGACCUGUCGCAGCUCACAGACGAGACCAUCCUACUGCGCGCCCUGCGGAUCUUUCGACUCCUCCGCAUCUUGCGGAUCUUGCGGAUCAUGCACAUCAGCGGGGAGUUGCAGGCCAUCAUGACAGCCGUUGCCAAGGGCAUGCGGUCCUUUAUUUGGACGGUGGUCUUCCUAUUCCUGGUGCUUUAUGCUGUGGGGGUGUUCCUCACACAGAGUGUCACCGACUACAAGGUGGCUUUGGCAAAGGAAAGCCAGGUACCUGCGAAGUUGGAGGGCUACUUCGGGACGCUCCCAAGCACAAUGCUUGCCCUGUUUCAAGCUGUCACCGAUGGUCAGGAGUGGCGGGACAUGCUGGAGCCGCUCAUCGAGGAGAUCUCACCCUGGAUGGCGAUCCCGUUUUGCAUGUACGUGGCUUUCACCGCAUUCGCACUUUUGAACAUCUUGACGGGGAUCUUCGUGGACUCUGCGCUGCAGAACGGGCAGGACGAGAAGCGCCGGUUCCUGCUGAGGGAGGUGGGGCUACUCUUCCGCGAGACCCACAAGGAUCAGAUCUCCUGGCCAGACUUUCAGGCGCAGCUGGAGAAUCCCCACAUGCAGCAGCUCUUCGCAGCCCUGGAUGUGGACGAGGUGGACGCGCAUGAGCUCUUCCACAUGCUGGACUCGUCACACGAAGGCAAAAUCCAGGCCGACGAGUUUCUGAACGGUUGCCUCCGCCUGGACGGCCCGGCCAAGGCCAUUGACCUCGCGGCCUUCAUGGAGGAGUCCCGCAAUGUGAACCGGACAUUCUUGGCACACGCCCAGUUCGUAAACAGCUCCCUGGCCUGGAUUGUGGGAGGGCUGCGCCCGCGAGAUGGCACCGUUUCCGGCCACGAAGGCUAGUGCCUGGCUGGACAAUGCUAAUUAGUAGCUUUUGACAUGAGGUUUUCGGGCUUGCUUCAGGCUAGUAGAAUCAGUAGAGCUUAACACUCGGCGCAAGGAGUGUUUUUUGGGGGAAGGAGUGCCGAUUUGUCGGUUUCCCGCACGUAGCAUUGGUUUUCCGUAGCCUCCAGGACUCCACCAGAGGAUCCUGGAGUAAACACGAUGUUUCUGGCGGCGAAAAAGGGGAAAGGAGUGGGUCAGCUUGACUCUCAUGUGGUCUACUGAUCUUGUUUUGGGGCUGCGAGAAAAAGAAGCCACCCGCUUACGAGCAUGUUCACUUUGCC
This is a messenger RNA of Effrenium voratum, 2007 nucleotides long. The record is from the annotation of a GenBank genome assembly. Lineage: Eukaryota; Dinophyceae; Suessiales; Symbiodiniaceae.